ACCAAACGCGCUUUACUCUCUUGUUCUCUUUUUCUUUCUUCUCUUCGCUUCUCUCUUUUUGAAAUUGUCAUCCUCAGUCCUUCCACUCCUAUCCGCUACUUUUUCUCUUAUACUUACACCCCACCGAGUUUUGUACAUUUCCAUUCUUCAUUCAUCCCUCCAUCUGCCAUGACCGCACUCAAGACUAUUCAUCCCAUUCCAGAGUUCCCGCUUCAAGGAAUCCUUCCAAAGGAGGAAACUGAGGCAGCUUCUUUCUUAAAGAAAUAUCCUAACUAUGACGGACGCAACACCAUCAUUGCAAUUCUUGAUACCGGGGUCGAUCCAGGCGCUGCAGGUCUUCAGGUUACAUCCGAUGGCAAACCCAAAAUCAUCGACAUUGUCGAUUGCUCCGGCUCUGGCGAUGUUCCCACAACCACAAUUGUGAAGCCUACAGAGGAGGAUGGGGUCCCCGUUAUCACUGGUUUAACAGGCCGUAAACUGCGUCUAAGCAAGGAUUGGAAGAAUCCGACAGGCGAGUACCGCAUCGGUAUCAAGCGUGCAUUCAAUCUAUUUCCUGUAGAACUAACAGAUCGUAUCAAAAAGGAACGUCUGGCAGAAUUCCAGAAGAAGCAUUUUUUGCUCGUGGCCAAGAUUCAAGAUGAACUUGCCGCUUUCCUCGAGAGCCAUCCCACUUUAACAGAGGAGGAACAACGCACAAAAGCUGAUUUUAAUGCACGUCUUGAGGCCCUCAAGGACUCACUUAAGAACUAUUCUGAUCCAGGUCCAGUCUAUGACUGUGUCGUUUUCCAUGACGGCGAGGUCUGGCGUGCAGUGAUCGAUACCAAUGAGGAUGGUGAUCUUAGAGAUGCCCCUGUAUUGACCGACUAUAAGAUCGAGCGUCAGUACGCAACCUUCAGUAACCAGGACAAGUGCAACUAUAGUGUCAAUAUCUACGACAGCGGUAAUAUGCUCUGUAUCGUUGUCAUUGCUGGAUCGCACGGCACCCAUGUUGCAGCCAUCACUGCCGCCAACCACCCCGACGAGCCAGCUUUGAACGGUGUUGCUCCUGGAGCUCAGAUCGUGUCCAUCAAGAUUGGUGACAGUCGCCUUGGCAGUAUCGAGACCCAUCAUGCGCUCACCCGUGCCGUCAAAGUUAUCAUUGACGAUAAAUGUGAUCUUGCCAACAUGUCUUAUGGUGAGGCUGCAAGCUACCCUAACAUUGGUCGCUUUGUCGAACUCAUUCGUGAAGAAGCUGUAGGCCGUCAUGGAUGCAUUUUUGUUUCAUCUGCGGGUAACGCUGGUCCCGCUUUAAGUACUGUGGGUGCACCUGGCGGCACGUCUUCUGGUUUUGUUGGCGUCGGUGCUUAUCAAAGCCAUGCUAUGCAACAGGCCGAAUACGCCUUGUUCGAAUCUGUCCCCGAGAGACCCUACACUUGGUCUUCCCGUGGCCCUACUUUCGAUGGUGAUGUCGGAGUUAGUAUUUAUGCUCCUGGCGCUGCCAUUACCUCAAUCCCAGAAUAUGAACUUUCAAGGUUCCAACGCAUGAAUGGUACUUCGAUGAGCUCUCCCAAUGCUUGUGGUUGUAUUGCUCUCAUUCUUUCUGGAUUGAAGGGUGAGAAGAAGUCCUAUACUCCUUACCGUGUUCACCGUGCCUUAGUUAAUACUGCCAAGGAUAUUCAGGAUCAAUUCCGUGUUGGAUUCCUUCAGGUUGAAAAGUCCUUUACUCAUCUCCUAACCUACCACGAUUACGAGGAGCAAGACGUUGAUUACGACAUUCAAAUUGUUGAGCGUGACAAUGCUCGUGGCGUCUAUUUGAGAGAAUGGGAAGAGUGUAACAAGGCACACACUUUGACCGUCAAAGUCGAACCAAAGUUCAUGAAAGAUAUUGAUUACAACAAACCUGACAUCAACGAGAAGAAGCUCGCAUUCGAGUGCCGAAUUGCACUUGUUCCCACUGAAAGCUGGGUCCGUGUCCCCGAGUUCCUAUUCCUGAAUGGAGCACAACGCCAAUUCGAGAUCAAAGUUGAUCCAACUCAGCUCACGGCUGGCUCAGUUCAUUUCGCAGAGAUUCAGGCCUUUGAUUCUUCCUGCCCUGCGCGCGGUCCUGUAUUCAGUAUCUAUGUUACUGUUGCUAAGCCCAUGGGAUUGACUACUCAGUCUUAUAUCAAGUUUGAGAAUAUUCAGUUUGGUCCUGGCCACAUUGAGCGACGUUUAAUCUAUGUUCCUGCUGGCGCCACCCAUGCUGACGUUAUCAUCCGUAGCUCCAGUGGGGUCCAUGUUCCCCAACAUGCUGCCAAGUUCGUCGUCUAUGCUGCUCAAUCGGUGCCCCAUCUGCGCAAUGAUUACACCAAGCAAGGUUACAUGAUCCGUCUUGGCAAAGGAAGCUAUGCUGAGGCUGGAGCUGAAGAGCAGUCUGAAAUGAAGCGUUUCUCGGUCUAUAGUGGCCGUACGUUGGAGCUUUGCCUCGCUCAGUACUGGGACAGCCCCGGUGCUCACUCUGUCACUGUUGAGUUGACCUUCCAUGGUCUGCAGCUGAGUGGAUCCACUAGUGGACCCCGUACCGUCUUUAUCAAUGGCGCUGAUCAUAUUACUCGCUUCCAUGUGACUGCGCCGAUACGUCGCGAGGAGGGUCUUUCGGCCAGUAUUUCAUUAGAUACACUCCGUAAAUCGAUUCGUCCCUCUGAGAGCACAAUCAAACCUUUGGUCCGUGAUCGUGACAGUUUGCCUAAUUCUCGCCUCAUGUACAACUUGAUCACAACCUACCCAUUCAAAGUCGAGGCUUCUGGCAAGGAAACAGUCACUGUUACGCCUCGCUUCCCAAGCUUAAACGAUCUCCUGUACGACUCUCCACUUGAGGUUCUUAUCAUUGUCUCGGACCUCAACAACAAGGUUGUUGGGUAUGGUGAUGUUUAUGUCAAGCGCUUCAAGCUGCCCAAGGGUGAAUAUAACUUGCGUCUUCAGAUUCGUCACGAGAGCGAAGAGAUUCUUGAGAAGUACCGUCACCUCCCUGGGAUUUUCGAUUUCAGCCUUACCAAGGCUCAGACACUGGAGGUCUCUGGUCAUUGGCCCGAUGCUUUGGCAGGUAAAAAGAAUGCCUUCCCUAGCGUCGUAGAGCGUGGCGAUACCAGGCCUGCAUUUGUCAUUUCUUCUUCCGAGCACCCUAAGGGUGCCAAGCCUGGCGACUUUUUGGUCGGGGAGUGGAAGUGGGGUAUUCCAAAGGUAGAUGGCCCGCCUCUAUCCCGUGUCGUCUAUGCUAUCCCUCCAGAGCAGAUCCCGAUCAAGGAGGAGACAGUUGAGCUCGAGGAGGAGGUUGAUGUCUCACAACAACUGGCUGAUCAGGUCCGUGAUGCACAGAUUGCAUGGUUGAAGAAGAGCGGCACAGCUUAUAAGACAGAUAAAGACAAAGAGGCAGCAGCUGCAACCAGAAAGAAACUAAUUGCUCAGAUCGAGGCUGCAGGCCAUGGAAAGCAUUUGCCAUUCUUGUUGGCUCAGUUGGAUGUUGCAUUAGCCCUUGCUGAGAAUGCGAAUGAGGCACAAAAGGAGGAGAGAUGGAGGGAGGUACUUGCAACUGCAAGCAAAAUCACUGGUGCAAUUGAUGAAGCAGCAUUGGCUCAGUACUUUGGUCUCAAGCAAGUUACACUUCAUGGCAAAGCUGAGGCCGAACAAAAGAAGAUCAAGAAGGAGAAGGAAGAAACCAAGAAUGCGUUGGUCGCAGCAUUGAAGGCCCGAUGCCUUGCCCUGGUUGCUCUUAAGCAGGACUCGGACGAGGCCUACAACCAUUUGAGCCAGUGGAGUGAAGGUACAGGUGUGACUGACUGGAAAACCGUUGGAGUUUACUUGGAGCGUGAGCGUAAACAUGGUAAUUUUGGACUGGCUCUCCAGCGUGUCAACAGCUGGUUGAGUGAACAAGGAAGCGGCACACGUGAGAGCGUUGGUAAUAUCAAAGCUGCCAUCUCGACGCGCCGUGAACUUUUACGCGAGCUGGGAUGGUCGGUCUGGGAGGAAUAUGAGCUUAGCUGGGAUGGUAUUCGUUUGCCCAAGGCGCCGGCUACUUUUUAAAUGAUUCACACUGCAGCCAGCAUGUAUGAGCAAGAGAAUUUGUUAAUAAUAUUUAAAUCAAAUGUAUAAAUAUAAACUGUGAAAG
Messenger RNA from Lobosporangium transversale, 4123 nucleotides. RefSeq names its product subtilase family-domain-containing protein. Bases 169 to 4038 code for a protein of 1289 amino acids. Lineage: Eukaryota; Fungi; Mortierellomycota; Mortierellomycetes; Mortierellales; Mortierellaceae. Gene Ontology annotation, biological process: proteolysis. Gene Ontology annotation, molecular function: serine-type endopeptidase activity; tripeptidyl-peptidase activity. The record is from RefSeq and is a predicted model, not a curated record. The transcript is spliced from 4 exons. Gene Ontology annotation, cellular component: cytosol.